CCGCACCGCGGCCACCUCCUCAGUCUGCCGUCACGCGUUGCCGCGUAUAUACGUUAUAACGGCUCAAACACGCCGACACACGCGACGCGCGCGUUUCGAACGUAGUUCACUCCCGCGACCGGUUCGCCGAAGCCGAUGAGCAACCAGUGACACCUCGAUUAUUGUGCUGUGUGACUUAACAGUGAAACGCUCAGUGCAUACAUGUGCGAGUGAUGGAUUACUGCGGAUCCUCUGCCGCGUGCUGACGACUGCCGGGCCUGGAACCCGACAUAUAUGCCCCGGCGCCGCUAGCCCGGUCGCGCCAGCAUGCGCGCCCCCGCGGUGCUCAUCGCCCUGCUAGGGUUUCUACCCCAGGUGCUGUCGUCCGGAUCGUUCGAGCUUAGGAUAAAAAGUUUUACGAACUCAUUGGGUAGGUUAAGUAGUGGCCAGUGCUGUGAUGGUUCCUCAAGUAGUGAUGCGCCGUGUUUGGCGCCGUGCAGGACUAAAUUCCGUGUGUGCCUCAAGAUUUACCAAGCGAAUAUUGAUACCACGUCACCGUGUACGUUUGGUGAUAUUACAACACCAGUGUUAGGUGGAAAUUCAUUGGAUGUUCCCAACCUCAAUGUGGAGGGAUUUAGUAAUCCCAUCGUGUUUCCCUUCGAUUUUACGUGGCCGGGCACAUUCUCGCUUAUAGUCGAAGCGUGGCACGACUCGAACGAAACGUCGAGAUCUGACGAUACGCUAAUCGCGCGGAUGACGAAGCAGAGUAUAGCCGAUGUCGGAGGCCCGUGGGUCGAGGAGGAACAGAAAUGGGGGGGUGUCGGUGGGGCGCACCUGAGGCUCUCCUACCGGGUGACGUGUGCGGCGCACUACUACGGGACCGGCUGCGAAGUCCUGUGCAGGCCACGGGACGACGCCUUCGGGCAUUACACCUGUUCAUCUACUGGGGAGAUUGUCUGUCGACCCGGCUGGACUGGGGACUACUGUUCUAAACCGAAAUGUCUACCCGGCUGCGACGCAGAGCACGGCCACUGCCUCAAGCCCGACGAAUGCAUUUGUCAUUCGGGCUGGGUGGGCGAGCUCUGCGAUCAAUGCGAGCGACAUCCGGGAUGCGUACACGGAACCUGCUCGAGGCCCUGGGAUUGCAUAUGCGAGGAAGGAUGGGGCGGUCUCUUCUGCAAUCAAGAUUUGAAUUACUGUACUAAUCAUCGCCCCUGCAGAAAUGGGGGGACGUGUCAUAACACCGGACAGGGAAGCUACACCUGUGUCUGUCCAGCAGAAUACACUGGACCUGAUUGCGAAAAAAGUCAUCAUUCUUGCGCUGUUAGACCUUGCAAAAAUGGAGGAGCAUGCGUCCCUGACGAAGGCGGAGAACUCGCUUGCGCAUGUCCGUCUGGAUACGAAGGAGCACGAUGCGAAACUCGAAGACUCACUUGUGCCGAUCGACCUUGCCGUAAUGGUGGCACUUGCGAACCUCGACCAUCUGGCUAUGUAUGUGUGUGUCCUGCUGGCUACGCCGGUGUAGAUUGUGCAGUAGAAGCCGACCCAUGCUCUGCCAAUCCUUGCCGAAAUGGAGCAACAUGCGCCCGAGCCGGAGAUGGUUUUAAAUGUACCUGUAAACUUGGUUACAGAGGCAAUCGAUGCGAAAUCGACAUAGAUGAUUGCAUGGGUAUUAUUUGUGAGCACGGAGGUACAUGUGUCGACUUGGUUAAUGGACAACGAUGUCAAUGUGCGCCAGGAUUCCUCGGGCCGCGAUGUGAAACUCGAGUCGACUUGUGCCUUGCAAAACCCUGUGCCAAUGGCGGCGAAUGUAUGGUUCUCGACAAUGACUACGAAUGCCGCUGUCGACCUGGUUUCGCUGGCAAAGAUUGCAGUAUCGACGUAGAUGAGUGUGCAUCAUCACCAUGUCGGAACGGUGGCACUUGCAGAGACAGAGUGGACGGAUAUCACUGCAACUGUUCCCCAGGUUGGGGCGGUAAAUCGUGUACCGUUCUAUUGGCGGAAGCAGUAUCCAAACCGGCUGGGGGACAUUUAAGAAGAAUCGGCGACGACACACCUGAGGAAGAAAGUUUAACAGGAAAUCAUGUAGCAUUAAUAGCUGCUUUCUCCGUUGUGGUGCCAACGGUGGCGCUUAUUGCAGCUGUCGCUGUGGCCUGCAUAAGGAGGAAAAGGAAAAGAGCCCAGAGUGCAGCAGACGCGGAAGCGCGCGCCCAGAAUGCAGCGAACGCGGGUGGCGGCGGGCGCGUCAUCCGCAAUACAUGGGGGAAGUGCGAGGGGCCCGUACCGGAGUGCCAGAAUGCGCACAACGCUGCGGCAGAAGAGUGCAAAAGAAAGACUCUAAACACAGAGAGCGCAGCGCGAUUACUAGCGGCGCUCGACCCUAGACUAUCGCGGCUCUCCGCCGACUCAGCGUAUUGCGCCAAUAGCGAUACGUCGCUAGUAAAACGAGCGUUAGAAGGCGGAGGGGUGUACGUGUUAGAUGACCAUUGCCUGCCGCCGACGUUCGCCACGCAAGUGUAGUGCACGUAAACGCAACAAUGGACGUUAAAAUAACUUAUUUAUUCACUACGGACGCUCGUGCGAUUCUGGCUGUGCGCCGCGUGUAAAUAUAGCAUAAAGUGUAAAGUGACCCCUGUAUAGACGGCUAGAUUUAAGAAUUCGGAUGUAUUUAUUUGAGAGGGCGAUUCGUACCCCACUGUAAAUAAAAACGGCGGAACGGAUCGCGUUUUUCCGCCCCUGAUCGGCAAGCGUCGCCCAAGUGACACUGCCAGACUGAUCUAGAGAUAAAGUGGCGUAUGCGCAUAACAUUGUUGUACAAGGCGUCAAUAAUGUUUUGCGGGUACGCUGGAUGUAGUUAGGGUUUAGGGCGAGGACCGCGCUAGCCGUGGGGCCAGGUGGACCACGUCCACUGUCUGCGAUCUCUGUAGGUAAGGUGUGGCGGCGCGCGCAGUAUCGGUCCGCUGCGCUGCGCCGGCGCAGACUCGAUUCCGAUCAACCGACGUACGUAACAUUGUUACAAUUACACCAUUGUAGUGGUAAAUGCAUGCAACAUUUCUAAUUUUCUACAUAAUUGCAAUAAACUGUUACGCAUUUCGCAUCUGUAGAUGCGAAUAGCUAGAUAUUCCAUGAACCGUUGUAGAUUUAAUCUCCAUUGAAAUACUUCCUUGAAAAUUUAAAGUGCUCGGUAUAGAGUCUGCGAACAUUCCACGCCAUUAACACUAUCCCUCUAGACUCGCACCAGUAUAAAAGCCAAAACGUGCGUAAAGUAAGAUUUUAGACUAAUUUAUAAAAAAAAAAAAACGCGAAUGAUGCGUUCAUCAGUUUUACAUUGAUUGUUUUGUGAUUGACUAAUUAUUGUCAUUGUUCCUAUGAUUUAUUAUAGUGAAAGUGUUUUCAAUAAAAAAAAUCUUGUUCAGGUUUUCUUGAAAAUCAACAUAGAUUUUUUCUUUCAUUUAGCUUCCGCUCUUGGAAUUAGCACAGUAACUACGUACGUUCCUGAGACCGAGUCGGUUUGUAACGCAGCCAUGUCGCCUGCUUCGCUCGCUGCAUGGACGCGUUACAAAUUGCGCUCUGAAACACACAAAAUGUUAAACAUCACGCACGUAAUUAGUCCAUAGGUUAUAAUAACUUCUGUACUUAUAAGAAACAAAUUGUCGAAACCUAAGUCAUUGUGUAUAAAAAACUAUUAAGUUUAGCAUUGUAAGAAUAUUCUCCAUUACUUUCGUAAGAGUACUGUGACAAUAUUAAACGACAUUAGGCAACAUAGGACGUCGUAGGGCACCAGGUUGUUUUAACUUAUUUAUUUUAAUAGGUACAGUUCUCGAGUUAUGUUGUGUUUAUAUAGAUUCCGGCUUUUAAUCUUUCGCAUAUUCCAUCUGAAUCUGCGAAUCGUUGACGCCGAAUCGCUUUUAUGAAAUAAUUUAUGUUAAAUUACACUUUUAUGAAACACUUGUAGAUAUUAUUUGCUAAGUGAUAGGCGUUACUUCUUAUGUUGCCUAUUGUAACUACUAGAAAGUAGAUUAAAAAAUGGUAAAUCGACAAAAUUAUAUCAAACUAUGAAUAGACUGAUGAUCAAUAAUAAUUCUUGUAUUUAAUUUUGUAAGAUGACAAAAUGUAAGUUUAAAUUAUGUGAAAAUAGAAAUGCAUACCUUAGCAAUUGUACUAAAAUAGUAAAAUAAUUUUGUACUUAAAAUUGAUCACAGUAGAACUCUCUUUCAUUUUUCUUUUUGAGGAUUUUUAAAUUGAUAAAAUUUUGUAACUUAAUUCUAUGAGAGCCAAUAAAAUGACAGUAUUUUUAAUUAUUUAUUACACAUUUAUAAUUAUUGUGAAUUCCUUAAUUUUUAAUAUAAAAAUCAUUGUUUAAUUAUAUUUUGGAAUUAUGUUUACAAUUGACUGAAGCCAAAUUUGUCUUCUUGAUUAUUUUGGAUAAUUUUACAGGAAUAUUUAAUUGAAUGCAUUUGUGUCAGGAUCUGUGAGUAUACUGAAAGAAAUGUUCAAAUCAUUCCAUUUCUAACAUUAAGUAGUAUUAAUCUUUUUAAAUCUUAUUUUUAUUUUAAACUGUCUAUUUUCUUAUAUUGUUUAUUGUGCAUGCGAAACCUGAUUUCUAAUUAUCUUUUUUAUUUCGUCCCUUUUAGGACAAAGUACAAUAAAAUUUUUCUUUGUGUGCUUUUAGUAUAUUCACAUUUUUUUUUUUUU
Galleria mellonella (greater wax moth) is the source of this 4674-nucleotide messenger RNA. It is a transcript of the gene Delta, whose product is annotated as neurogenic locus protein delta. Gene Ontology annotation, cellular component: membrane. Gene Ontology annotation, biological process: multicellular organism development; cell communication; Notch signaling pathway. Lineage: Eukaryota; Metazoa; Arthropoda; Insecta; Lepidoptera; Pyralidae. Gene Ontology annotation, molecular function: Notch binding; calcium ion binding. The record is from RefSeq and is a predicted model, not a curated record. The transcript has 7 exons. Bases 307 to 2499 code for a protein of 730 amino acids.